Molecule: messenger RNA, 899 nt
Organism: Cladocopium goreaui
Lineage: Eukaryota; Dinophyceae; Suessiales; Symbiodiniaceae
Source: the annotation of a GenBank genome assembly
GCAAAAUUUUACCUUCUCAGCCUUCGUGCAUCCAGCUCCUGCUGCAGGAGAAGUGGUUUGCAUAUCAUGUGUUGGAGGUGCCAUACCAGAGCUUCGGGAGCCCCUGGCCAUGCAGCCGAACCAGACGGGUGACCGGAGACUUUGGCACGUCACAGUGCAGAUCAACGCCUCUACCAUCGUGAUGCCGGCGGCGCAACAGGCGCCCGCAAUCGUGAGCUUAGUGCUUGGCGCUGGUCUUGGUGGUCGGGGUCCUGCAGCUGCCCCCACUUUUGAGUUUAGUUACUGCGUGCAGAGCGCCCUUGGCGCGGUCGUGCGGCCAGCGGACGGUGUGAGCGGCGAACAGGGUGAACUGAAGAGCAUUUACUACCACAAGGCCCUCUUCGGUGCACCUGAAGGACUUCAGGAUGAUGGGUUCAAGCUCUUCAUCCAUGAUGAGAUUUUUCAGUUGCAGUCCAACCAGAUCACCACCAGGGAUUUCCAUCGUCACAUGGUGGCCCUGGCAGCAUCGAGCUUCAACAAGAAACGCUCGUUGUUGGACAGAGCCCUUGAGGACCUAAUCAACCAUUGGGGCAUGGAUAAUCCAGCUCCUUCACAGGUCGUCUUGGCUGUCGCUGCCGCCUUGGGCACGAUGAAGCGAAACACACAAGGUGUGUCGAUGUACGGCUUCGAAAACUUUGACAACGAGUAUGCCUUUGGAACUGGGAUGAGCUCCAAAGAGAAGGAGAAAGAAAAGGAGGAACCGCCAUCGUUGGUGGUUUGCAGAUGGAUAGUGAAACAUUGCCCCUCUCGCGCGGACGUGGAGGAGGAGCAGCGCGGUGAGCGCGAGCGAGGCCGCGAGUCGCGGUCGCUGGCCACCACCGCUGGGGUGCGCCUCGCGGCGGAGACGCUCUACAAGGAGG